AAAAUUGCUUGAAAACCGUGGUAUACAUGUGGAAAUGGCUCGGAAAAAGCAAAAGCAGCAAGUCAGAGCUGAAUAUUUCUCUAAGCUAGAGGAGGAAGAGACGAAAGGUAGCCAGUUGAUAUCCAGACUUCGGGGCGUAUUGGAGAAGGUUCACAUAGCCCUCGAUGCUGACACCAGGAAUUUUCUGAACGCACAUCAGCAUCACGUAAAAGAAAAGCAAAAACUCCACGAUGAACUGAAGGUUCGAGACGAAGCCAUGCAAAAAAUCCUGCAAGCCCAGCUUGACCAUAUCAGGAAGAGCACGGACCGGAUCAGAGCGUUGAAGAUCAGGCUGAGGGAGUCUCAGAAAAUGUUGGGCAGGAGAGUCUCGGAUCUGGACAACGAACACGCGUUCUUCCUCAACGCUUUCAAUCUGUGAACAUAUCCUACACGUGGCUGCAGUUUGUAGAAAACUGGAGACUCAGGAGGAAAAGAUCCUGCCUUUCCCUUGCACAACCAGCAAGGAAAGAGUGGCCAUCGAUUAUAUUCCGGAAUAUAUCGCUGACAUGGAGUAUUUUUGGCAAAGAGUGGGACAGGCAGACGCGUCCAGGUUUGCCAUUUUGGAAGAAAAGGAGUUUUUAAAAGCUGAAAACGAACUUUUGAAGAUCAAGCUUCACAGG
Messenger RNA from Acanthoscelides obtectus, 659 nucleotides. The record is from the annotation of a GenBank genome assembly. Lineage: Eukaryota; Metazoa; Arthropoda; Insecta; Coleoptera; Chrysomelidae.